GAGAGCGGGCGACUGUGAGUCAGUAAACCUUAGUGACAGCUCGAGACAAUGCCCUCACGUUCCCAGGUUCUGGGAGGGUGUCAGGUUUUGUGGUGUUAGCUGUAAGAGGGGAAGGGCGUGGGACGUUUCUGACCUGACACUAUGGAGGAAGGAAGAGGCGCCAACUUCGACGGUGUGAGCACCGACCGCCUUGAAAAGGAGUUACUGGAAGAAAUCCAUCAGAAGGAUAUAGUGCAACUAUCAAUGCUUGAAAUAAUACACAAGAUAGAGGAACUGGAAGCCAAACUCAAUACUGAUGACAAAGGUGGUGAAUGGAAAGUUCGUUAUGAGACACAACUUGAACUGAAUGAUCAAUUAGAAAAGCAAAUUGUUUCUCUAGAAGAGAAAAUGAAAAAAAUUUGUGGAAAUCCUUCAGAUAGAUUGUCUUUUAUCCGUGUCUAUGAAAAAAUGCCAGUGGAAUCCUUAAAUAUAUUACUUAAACAGCUAGAAAAAGAGAAAAGGAGGCUUAAAAAUCAAGUGAAAGACUAUGCACUGAGACUGGAACAAGAAUCAAAGGCUUACCACAAGACCAACAAUGAGUGCCAUACCUAUCUAGCUGAAAUGUCUCAGGUCUCUGACUCAUACCAUGUUUCUAAAAGGCAACAGAUGGAUCAACUGCCUAGAAUGAAAGAGAAUUCAGUGAAAAUGGUAAGAUAUAAUCCAGUUAAUCAGAAGACAAUGAAUGCCAAGAGAGGACCAGGAAAAAAGAUUACAAGAUCAAACCAUCUCCCAAAACUCGAUCCAUAAUUCUAGAACUGGAAUUCUAUUUCUUCCUUUUUCUCAUCCAUAAUAUUCAACUUAUGAAGUUAAUGUGCAACACAUUUUUCAGGGAAUGAAAUAGACAAGAAAGAGCUAUCAAACUUCUCCUUAGCCCCUCUUACAAAAGUUUUUUUCCUUUGUCUGUAUUAAAGUAAUUUUCUGAAGUGAUCUAAUAUAAGUGAUCUAAAAUACCUAA
Herpailurus yagouaroundi (jaguarundi) is the source of this 994-nucleotide messenger RNA. It is a transcript of the gene CCDC169, whose product is annotated as coiled-coil domain containing 169. The transcript has 8 exons. The record is from RefSeq and is a predicted model, not a curated record. The coding region runs from base 142 to 786 and encodes 214 amino acids. Lineage: Eukaryota; Metazoa; Chordata; Mammalia; Carnivora; Felidae.